AUGGUAUCGGCCACGUCAGAACUCAACCUGCACUGCUUUCACAGCCCCCUCAGACCUGACCACUCACUGCACGACACUGACCUGUGCAGGUUGUCACUGGAGCACCUGCGGAGGACCAACCUGGUCAAGGAGCAGCUGCCCGUGUUCAAUCUGCUUCCUGCCUUCUCCAUCUCCAGGCUCAUAACCCCAUCGGGGCCGAUUGGUGAGGAGCUCCAGGUGCCAGACAAGGACACCAAGGUCAUGGUGGGCACAGAAGACACACAUGGAGGCAAAGCCAGGCCAAAUCCUCAAGAUUUGCGGCCAAGUGUGUUUCACAGCAUCAAGUUCUUCGUGCUGUGCCACAGCCUGCUGCAGCUGGCGCAGCUCAUGAUCUCCGGCUACCUCAAGAGCUCCAUCUCCACGGUGGAGAAGCGCUUCGGCCUCUCCAGUCAGACCUCGGGGCUGCUGGCCGCCUUCAACGAGGUGGGGAACACAGCCCUGAUUGUGUUUGUGAGUUAUUUUGGCAGCCGGGUACAUCGGCCCCGCCUGAUCGGCUAUGGAGCUAUCCUUGUGACCCUGGCGGGCGUGCUCAUGACUGUCCCACACUUCAUCUCAGAGCCGUACCACUACGACCACACCAGCCCCGCAGACAUGCCACAGGACUUUGAGGCCUCCCUGUGCCUGCCCACCACUAAGGUCCCAACCUCAGCUCCGGCCCCAUCCAACAGCAGCUGCUCAGGCUACACAGAGGUCCAGCAUCUGGCCGUGGUGGGAAUAAUGCUCACGGCCCAGACCCUGCUCGGCGUGGGCGGGGUACCCAUUCAGCCCUUUGGCAUCUCCUACAUUGAUGACUUUGCCCACAACAGCAACUCACCCCUCUACCUCGGGAUCCUGUUUGCAGUGACCAUGAUGGGGCCAGGCAUGGCCUAUGGGCUGGGCAGCCUCAUGCUGCGCCUUUACGUGGACAUUGAUCGAAUGCCAGAAGGUGGCAUCAGCCUGACCUCAAAGGACCCCCGAUGGGUGGGUGCCUGGUGGUUGGGCUUUCUCAUCUCCGCUGGCACGGUGGCCCUGGCUGCCAUCCCCUACUUCUUCUUCCCCAAGGAGAUGCCCAAGGAGAAGCAUGAGCUUCGCUUCCGGCGAAAGGUCUUGGCAGUUUCAGACCCACCUGUCAGCAAAGCUGAGGACGCCUCCUCUGAGUGGAGCCCUGGAGAGUCCCCAGAGAAGAAGGAUGGCCCAGCCCAGAUUGCCCCAGACUUGACUGUGAUCCAGUUUAUCAAAGUCUUUCCCAGGGUGAUGCUGCGGACCCUGCGCCACCCCAUCUUCCUGCUGGUGGUCCUGUCCCAGGUGUGCAUGUCAUCCAUGGUGGCAGGCAUGGCCACCUUCCUGCCCAAGUUCCUGGAGCGCCAGUUCUCUGUCACAGCAUCCUAUGCCAACCUGCUCAUAGGCUGCCUCACCAUCCCGUUGGCCAUUGUGGGCAUCGUGGUGGGGGGUAUCCUGGUCAAGCGCCUCCGCCUGGGCCCCAUGCACUGCGGCACCCUUUGCCUGCUGGGGGCUCUGUUCUGCCUGCUUCUCAGCACGCCCCUCUUCUUCAUGGGCUGCUCUACCCACCAGAUUGCAGGCAUCAACCACCAGCCUGGUGCCCAGCCUGGGCUGGAGCUAUUUCCAGGCUGCAUGGAGCCCUGCUCCUGCCCGUCAGACGACUUUAACCCUGUCUGUGACUCCAGCGCUCGGGUGGAGUACCUCACGCCCUGCCACGCAGGCUGCACGAGCCGGGUGGUCCACGAGGCUCCGGACAAAGGCCAGGUCUUCUACACCAACUGCAGCUGCGUGGUAGGGGGCGGCCCUGUGCUAGCAGGCUCCUGCGACUCAGCCUGCAGCCACCUGGUGCUGCCCUUCAUGAUCCUGGCCAGCCUGGGUGCAGCACUGGCUAGUGUCACCCACACACCCUCCUUCAUGCUCAUCCUAAGGGGAGUGAAGAAAGAAGACAAGACUCUGGCUGUGGGGAUCCAGUUCAUGCUCCUGAGAGUUUUGGCCUGGAUGCCCAGCCCCGUGAUCCACGGCAGUGCCAUUGACACCACCUGUGUGUACUGGGCCCAGAGUUGUGGGCGUCGGGCCGUCUGCCACUACUAUGACCACGACCUGCUUCGAAACCGGUUCAUCGGCCUCCAGUUCUUCUUCAAGACAGGCUCUCUGGCCUGUUUUGCCUUGAUUUUGGCCAUCCUAAGGCAGCAGGCCAAAGAGGAGGGGACCAAGGCGACCGUACCCAACGCUGGCCUACAGCAGCAGCUGUUAGAGUCAGGGGCAAAGAAGGAGCCUGAGGAAUCCAGAGUGUGA
Molecule: messenger RNA, 2313 nt
Organism: Mesoplodon densirostris (Blainville's beaked whale)
Lineage: Eukaryota; Metazoa; Chordata; Mammalia; Artiodactyla; Ziphiidae
Gene: SLCO2B1
Product: solute carrier organic anion transporter family member 2B1
Exons: 16
Coding region: 1-2313 (770 amino acids)
Biological process (GO): sodium-independent organic anion transport; bile acid and bile salt transport; transmembrane transport
Cellular component (GO): membrane
Molecular function (GO): bile acid transmembrane transporter activity; protein binding
Source: RefSeq, a predicted model, not a curated record